Verruconis gallopava is the source of this 1096-nucleotide messenger RNA. RefSeq lists its product as uncharacterized. The transcript has a single exon. Bases 166 to 849 code for a protein of 227 amino acids. The record is from RefSeq and is a predicted model, not a curated record. Lineage: Eukaryota; Fungi; Ascomycota; Dothideomycetes; Venturiales; Sympoventuriaceae. Gene Ontology annotation, molecular function: oxidoreductase activity.
CUUCCCCGCAAUAGGAUCGGAGCAAUGGAUAAUUUAUUGCCUCUGCAGUCAUCUCUCGACUUCAUCCGUCCGGCAACGGCCUCUUUUAUUUGCCCAGUUCUCAUAUUCCAAGUUUCUCUUUUCUAAAUUUUGAAUUUCCCUAUCAUUCACUGGUCGUAGCACGUCAUGACGUACGAAUCAACAAUCUCCUUCACCCUCGACACCAUCUGUCCGUGGACCUACCUCGCCAAACGGCGCCUCGACCACGCUCUGUCGCAAUAUCGCGAAGCCAAUCCAUCCUCUCCCUGCACAUUCAAGGUAAAGUUCAUGCCCUACCAGCUGUAUCCGGAGGCUUCGCAAGAGGGCGAGGACAAAUUCGCGUGGUACAAGAAGUCGCGCUACGGCGAUUCAGAGGAGAAGAUGCGGAUGUACACGACCCUCAUGAGCGCAUACGGGGUCGCGUGUGGAAUCAACUUCAAGUUCGGAGGUGUAGUCGCCAACACACUGAACGCGCACCGUGUCAUACAGUGCUUUCAAGAACGCCGCGGCCUCGCUACCGCCGAUAUGAUCGUCGACAGUCUGUACAAGCAGUAUUUCGAGGAAGAGAAGCACCCCUCGAGCCACGAGACGCUAAUGAAAGCCUGUACAGAUGCGGGGAUCGGCGAAGAUGAAGCGCGGCAGGUGUUGGAAGACGAGAGCGAAGGCCUGAUGGACGUCAAGAUGCUGAUCAGGGAACAGGCGGGUAAUGGCAUCGACUCUGUGCCCCAUAUUGUAUUUGAAGGUAGGAAGAGGGAUCUUACAUUGGAAGGCGCUAAAGACGUCAACGAAUACAUGAAAGUGCUGGAGAUCAUUGCAAAAGAGAGUGCAUAACCAACAAGUUUCGGCGUCAAACUUCACACCCGAUGCCGACCUGUUUCCACUGGCCGAUGCAUCUAUCUUGCCCCCAAGUUCAAAGUUUCGUCUUGUCCAUUCGAAUGCGAUUUUCCCUUCUUGAUCCACUCCUCGAGACAGCCAGCAGCACUAGCUUAAAAGCCGUCAAUCCAGUCUUUGAACAGUAUGCCGUAACAGAGCACAUCCGAUAUCACCGUUGGCCCUGACAAGAGCGUCAAAUUUAGCA